AUGAUUGUAAGAUCACUGGGCAUCCCGGCUGUAUUUCCUUCUCGUCGUGGUCUUAGAGGAGGCAAAUUGGUGAAGAUUAACAGAGCUGCUAAGAAAUUCCUAUAUUAUGGCUUGGUCAAUGCCAGGUCUCUCGUCAGCAACAAUCCAAACCAAUUCCUGACUGACUUCGCUGACCUGCUUGAACUUCUCCUGCCUCAUCCUUCAAAGUUACUGAUUGUGGGUGAUUUUAAUAUUCAUGUGGACUCUGAAUCUAAUGCAUUCGGUCAGAAGUUUCUUUCCCCCGUCGAAUCGUGUGACCUAUCUCAGCAUGUCGGUGAAUCUACUCAUCACGGUGGCCACACUCUAGAUCUAGUAUUGUCGAGGUCAGUCGAUAAUCUAGUCCUUGACUGUCAUGUCUCUGAUUUACUCACUGACCACUCUGCCGUCCACUGGUUUGCUGUGGCUAGUCGUCCAGUUCGUCCGAAAAAAGCUGUCACAUUCAGAGACCUCAAAUCCUUAGAUCUGGAUCUAUUCGUGACUGAUCUGCUCAAUCUCCAACUUUUCACUGCGGAGACUAACGACGUAACCACUCUUCUAGAUUGGUACAACGAAGGAUUAGCCGCGGUUCUCAACAAGCACGCACCUAUUCAGAAAAGGAUGUUCACCAUCCGUCCGGACAACCCAUGGAAUAAUGCUGACAUCCACUCCAUGCGGAAGCAAGUGAGGUGGUUAGAACGAAGAUGGAAACUUUCCGGUUUGGCGAUUGAUAAGGAGAUCUUACUUCAGGCUCUAGCUGACCUGCGGAGUCUCAUCUCUACCGCAAAAGUGAAUUUUCUCCACUCCAAGAUCGUCGAGCAAACUGGGAAGAAGUCGUUAUUUAAGAUUGUCGAUUCAUUCCUCCUCAAGAAGCCAUCUCUUCGACUUCCGUCACAUGAUGACCUGCUUUCCCUUCUUGAGAACUUCGGUGACUUCUUUCUUACUAAAGUUCGUGAUAUCUGGUCUAGUCUCGUGUUAUCUGGCUCGGACCUGGAACCUGAGCAUUCUUUGACGUCUCGUACUUUCUCAUCGUUCUCUCCAAACCUGGUCGACGUCCUUGUUGCCCCAAUAACUAAGAUUGUAAAUCUUUCUCUGUCAUCGGGUGUGUUUCCGGAUACCAUGAAAUUAGCCCUGGUCACUCCGCUGCUGAAGAAGCCAAACAUCGACCCGGAAAUCCUAAGCAACUAUCGACCUGUUUCUAAUCUUUCAUUUCUAUCGAAGCUCAUUGAGCGGGUGGUUGUUAAACAACUGUAUGCACACUUAGAAUCUGACUCCGAGUCCCUCCUUGUCCCUGUCCAAUCGGCCUACAGACCUUACCAUUCCACUGAGACUGCGCUAUUGAAAGUUUUUAAUGAUCUCCUUCUCUCUGUUGAUGAAAACGAUACUGGUGUUGUGAUGGCAUUUCUUGACCAAAGCGCGGCCUUUGAUCUGGUUGAUCACAAUAUUCUUAUUGAUCGCCUUGCUGUCCGUUUUGGUUUUCAUGGUCUUAGUCUUGCAUGGCACGGUAUUGAUGAUCAUCAGAAUGCCGACGAUGAUCAGAAAUAUACUCGAUUCCGGAUAACACCUACUGGAGCUGAACAGCGCAAGGCAUUCUCUUCCCUGUCUGCCUGCAUUGAAGAGACGAAAAGGUGGGGUGCUCUUAAUCGGAUGAAAUAUAACGAUAUGAAGACGGAGGUUCUGUUGGUGUUUUCUAAAUACGGCGGUGCAAAGCCAAUUGAUUUGUCCCUGGAGGUUGGCGAUAAGAAAACCAAUCCUGUGUCAUCUGUCCGAAGUCUUGGGGUCACAAUUAACUCCCAUCUAUCGAUGGAUGGCCAGAUACGCUUGAUCUGCAAGAAUGCUUUCUUCCACCUAAGAAGAAUUUCCCAGCUGAAGAAGUUCCUCUCUAAAGCAGCCCUUACUCAACUGAUCCAUGCUUUUGUCAUCUCCAGGCUAGACUACUGGAAUUCUCUUCUUGCUGGCCUAUCGAGGGUUUCAUUGGAUCGCCUUCAACGUGUCCAAAAUGCUGCUGCUCGUCUACUUCAUGAUGCCAAGAAAAUUGACUAUAAGAUUGCUCGUCUGGCGUGUGAUAGACUUAUAACUGCUAAACCCCGCACAAAGACAUAUGGUUCUCGAUCCUUUACAGUUUAUGCCCCUAAGCUUUGGAAUUCCCUUCCAUCGACUGUCCCGUUUAAAGAUGAAAUUGAUAGCCGUGCUCGUCGUGAAAAGCGCCUUUGA
Daphnia pulex (common water flea) is the source of this 2229-nucleotide messenger RNA. RefSeq lists its product as uncharacterized. The record is from RefSeq and is a predicted model, not a curated record. Lineage: Eukaryota; Metazoa; Arthropoda; Branchiopoda; Diplostraca; Daphniidae. The transcript has 6 exons. The coding region runs from base 1 to 2229 and encodes 742 amino acids.